Messenger RNA from Neoarthrinium moseri, 1077 nucleotides. RefSeq lists its product as uncharacterized. Gene Ontology annotation, molecular function: hydrolase activity, hydrolyzing O-glycosyl compounds. The record is from RefSeq and is a predicted model, not a curated record. Gene Ontology annotation, biological process: carbohydrate metabolic process. NCBI's taxonomy places the organism in Eukaryota, Fungi, Ascomycota, Sordariomycetes, Amphisphaeriales, Apiosporaceae. The transcript has a single exon. Bases 1 to 1077 code for a protein of 358 amino acids.
AUGUUGCUCCCAAGCGUCGUUACAGCUCUUCUUGGGGGCUUUGCCACGGCAUGGCCUGCUUCUCACGUCAAUCAGCCACGGCAGAGCUCAACCUUUACCAAUCCCGUCGUCUAUGAAGAUCUUCCAGAUCUAGACGUCUUCCGGGUUGGAGAUGUGUACUACUACUCCACCUCUACAUUCGCAUAUUCCCCUGGCGCGCCAUUGUACAAGUCCUAUGACUUGGUGAACUGGGCACCCGUCACGCACAGCGUACCAACGCUCGACUUUGGCGACGACUAUAACCUACCCAACGCCGACAACCGCGCCUACGUCAAGGGCAUCUGGGCCAGCAGCGUCCGCUACCGCGCGUCCACCGACACCUUCUACUGGAUUGGCUGCAUCGAGUUCUCCAAGACGUACGUCUACACCUCGUCUGGCAGCAACGCCGGAAAUAACAGCGGCGAGGCCGACUCGUGGAAUUGGCAACAGGCUGCCGUCAUUGACACCUGCUACUACGACUGCGGCCUCUUCAUCGACGACGACGACACCAUGUACGUCGUGUACGGCAACACCAACAUCAACGUUGCCCAGCUGUCGAGCGACGGCCUCGCACAGGUCAGUACGCAGCAGGUCUUCACCAGCGGCAGCACCGCCGUCGAGGGCAGCCACUUGUACAAGAUCAAUGGCUACUACUGGAUCGUGCCGACGCAGCCCGCUACGGCCGAGUGGAUGUACCGAUCAGCGAGCAUCUACGGCCCGUACGAGCAGCGCGUGCUGGUCAGCUCCAUCACCGCGCCCCUCGCCCACACCGGGUCCCCUCACCAGGGAGGCUUCGUCGAGACGCAGGACGGCGACUGGUACUAUGUCUCCUUCCUGGACUCGUACCCGGAAAGAAAUCGUGUAUUGGCAUCAGAACUGAUGGCGACGAAGGAUAAUUACAGAGCUUCUCAGCAGGAGACUCGGUCGUGGAAGCAAAAGGCACAAGAUGCAGAACAAACACUAAGCAUAUAUUCUAAUGGAAUCACGAAGAUGUUUGGUGUAUUGCAAAGUCUUCAGGUUUCUGAUGAAAUCAGUCGACAUGACAAGAUAAGCACCUGA